This is a messenger RNA of Closterium sp. Yama58-4, 504 nucleotides long. The record is from the annotation of a GenBank genome assembly. Lineage: Eukaryota; Viridiplantae; Streptophyta; Zygnematophyceae; Desmidiales; Closteriaceae.
AUGCGCAGCAAGGUACCCCUAGGCAAGUCCUCACCUCGUCCUCACGAGCAGGUGAAUAACUACGGGCGAAUUAACUCGCCCGGCGACGACAUCCGUGUAGCCAUGGCAAAGAACGCGAGCAAGGCGGGAGGUCCUACCGCCGCCUCCGGUGUGAGCUGUCCUGCCGACAUUGAGGAGGACGAAUGGUGGAAUCAGCCGGUCGGGAGCGACGACGAGGUGGAAGAGCGGCGGGCUGGUGAUUCUGACAACGACGGAGGUGACGAAGCCGACGGUGACAACGCGGAGGCACAGGAAGCGGCGGUGGAUGCGAAUGAGCGUGCCGACGAGGCGGAGGCGGAACUCGAGACAGUUGCGCCUGCGGAUGCGGACGCUGUGGCGGAGGCGGACAAGGUGGCUGCGGACGCCGUCUUAUUUGACGGUGAAGGCUCCGACGACGACCCGUGGAGCCUUGGGACAGACGACGACGUUCCGAUACUGAAGCGGAGGCUGCGCCAUCGCCUAUAG